AUGUCUCUCUCCACUCACCGCCCGGUGAAGGGCAUCACGUAUGGGGUUGUGUGCCCCGUGUGCUGCAAUCCGAUGGACUUUGAGUGCACCAGUGAAAGGAUGUACGGCGUGCGGUGUCCGACGUGCAAUGCCAUGAUUGACCUCCGCAACCCGGCAGAGACGCUGCCCGACACCGACACCGGCGUCUACGAGGGGGACACGCAACGGAUCAAGGUUGUGCACUACUCAGCGGAGGUAGAGCCGUCUACUGGGAUGUCCGCCAGCGCGCAGGUAAACAACCUAUUGAACAGCGUGGAGGCAGAGAAGCGCAAGGUCAUGCCGACAGUGAUGACGGGGGAGACGAAGCAGGCCUUCUCCGCCCAGCGCCAACAGGCGCUCGCGCAGAGGUUUUCCUUUUUCUUCCCUGUGACACACGCGAUCGAGUACGUUGUCUUUGGAAAGAAGCCGUAUGCCAAAAUCGGGCACGUCCGCAUCUUCCGCAAGCGCAUUCCCUUCUACGGCUACGUGAACAUCUGCGCCCCACAAACGACCACAGCCUACUCGGCGCCGUGCUCUUUCACCGUUCUAUUCAUGAUCCCCGUGAGGUGGAUCUGGGCGUACCUAGAGCUGGAGUGGAUAACGUGGUACUACCACGCCGAGUGGGUGCUUGUCGCUCUCUUCUACAUACUGCUGUUUCGGCUCGCGUACAGUGAUCCCGGCUAUGUGAAGCCGGGCUACAUGGACGACGAGGGCGGCGACACCGCUGCCGCUGCCGCUGCCGAAGAAAUGACUCUGCGUGACAUUGAGCGCAACCAGAGGGAGAGCUUGUGGGAGGAUGUGAACGGCGUUCCGAUGGAGCGCAAGUGGUGCUCGACGUGCAACAUGCAUCGCCCUGUGCGAGCCGCCCACUGCUACAUUUGUGGCCUCUGCUGCUACGACCACGAUCAUCACUGCGGCGUCCUCGGUAUCUGUGUUGGUCGUCGCCGUAUUGAGAUGUUCUCGGUGUUUGUGUCGGUCGCUACGAUGAUGUGCGCCUUACCGACGAUGGUCAUCAUCUCCGCCCUAUGGACACACUGGGAGAAGUUCACAGCAACUCUGCUGGCGGUGGCGUUCUUUCUGGUUGUGAUGCUGGGGCCUUUAUCCAUCCUCCUCACCAUGACAGCGACCUCCAUGUGGCAGUCGAUCACGCAGGAGGCGAGCACCCGCGAGCGCAUCCAGCACGUAUACGCUCACAAGCGCAACCCUUACAACCGCGGCUUCUUCAAGAACUUGUACUACCACCUAGUGCAGCGCCGUGUCGCCGUGUCGCUGUUCGACGACGACUUUGUGAAGAGAUGCGCGCUGCAGGUUCAGGAGCGAGAGCUGGGCACCGGCGUCACGGUUACGUGCAUCUGA
Molecule: messenger RNA, 1374 nt
Organism: Leishmania mexicana MHOM/GT/2001/U1103
Lineage: Eukaryota; Euglenozoa; Kinetoplastea; Trypanosomatida; Trypanosomatidae
Exons: 1
Coding region: 1-1374 (457 amino acids)
Biological process (GO): peptidyl-L-cysteine S-palmitoylation; protein targeting to membrane
Cellular component (GO): endoplasmic reticulum; Golgi apparatus
Molecular function (GO): protein-cysteine S-palmitoyltransferase activity
Source: RefSeq, a predicted model, not a curated record